Molecule: messenger RNA, 2967 nt
Organism: Anarrhichthys ocellatus (wolf-eel)
Lineage: Eukaryota; Metazoa; Chordata; Actinopteri; Perciformes; Anarhichadidae
Gene: znf703
Product: zinc finger protein 703
Exons: 2
Coding region: 426-2195 (589 amino acids)
Biological process (GO): negative regulation of DNA-templated transcription
Cellular component (GO): nucleus
Source: RefSeq, a predicted model, not a curated record
GUGAGAGAGACUGCUGCAGAGGGACAGAGAUACAUACGCAGGAGGACCGUCACACACACACACACCAACCUCUGCGUGGAUAUUCCUUCUACUUCGUAUUUUGAUGAGCAGUGACUACCUAUGGUGUUUUGUUUUUCUCUUUUCUUGCUCCAUUCUUUCUUUUUCAACACUGGAUGACGGGAUAUUUAGGAAUAAUUAGCGGGUGAUAUUGAAGAACCCGAUAGACGAUGACAUUUGGGCAAUUUGUUCCUCUUUAGAGACAGCUUGGGUCCGACGCGGAGGACGUGCACUGCGCAGCUACAUGUCCUUCCGGAUUACGGCACUCCCGUCUAUUUAAUGUACCAUCAUGAAACGUGCUGGUAAAUAAUUUUCAACACUGCGUCCACUCGUUACAUGCCGUCAUCCCUCUUCGAGCCUCGAUCCAGAUGAGAGAUUCCCCCGGUGGACCUGAACCGCUUUUACGCAGACAGUCCCCGGAGCGCAGCGUCGCCGACGCCAGCGGUGAUCAUCACCGGAGAGGAGCGGAGAGACCGUCCGUUUCCAUACUCACUUCUUGUCCUCCAACGGAUCCCUUGCGUCAGGCUAAAAGGCUUCCUAUCCAGAUCGUAAAAAUGUUGACGGCGCACGGCGGACACUUGCUGCACCCGGAGUAUCUCCAGCCCCUCACAUCCGCCCCAGUCAGCAUUGAACUUGAUGCCAAGAAGAGUCCUUUGGCUCUGCUGGCCCAGACCUGCUCUCAAAUUGGCAAACCAGAUCCCCCCUCCUCUUCCAAGCUGGCCUCCCUCUCCUCAGGCAGUCUGGGAGACAAGGAAUCAUCAAGCCGAUCCUCCAAGUCUGGAGAGAAGCACCAGUCCCUGGAAGACAAGUCCAGCUUCAAGCCUUACUCCAAGUCAUUAGGCGACUGUCGUAAAGACGUUCUGGGGACAAAGGGGACUUCAGAUAAAGCAGCUUUCAGGGUGCCAAAUGGAAGCUCCAGCAGUGUCACUGCUUCAUGUCCAUCCUUUCCUCCCCAUUCCCAGUCACCCAGCUCCAGCCCUCCUCCCCUGCACACUCAGAGCCAGACCCACAGACAAAGCCAUUCCCCCUCCACGCAGCCCCCGUCACACUCCCAGGCCUCGCACAUGGACAGCAAAACUGGGAGCUCAGAGCAGUCCAGCUCGGACAGUAAUAACAACAGCGCUGGCAAAAAAGACUCAGAUGCAGCUAAGUCAGGGAUAGAUGGGGCUCAGUUAGCCAACUCCAGCCACAUACGGGCCAGUGCCAACUCCAGCAAUGCCAGCUCUGCCAGCAGCCCGCGGCCAGAGAGCAAAGCCGACUCACAGGUCUCCUCACAGCCUGGCUUGGGCUCCGGGCACAUCGCCCCCGUCUCCCCUUUUAAACCAGGACAUUCAGUCUUCCCUUUGCCUCCCGCUACCAUGGGCUACCACGGCUCCAUAGUGGGGGCCUACGCUGGCUACCCCUCCCAGUUUGUUCCCGGAUUGGAUCACACCAAGUCUGGUUUGGGGUUAGGACUUCCUGGGAAGCAUCCCAGUUCCAGCCCGCUCUCUGGAGCCUCACCUCCAUCCCUGAUGCAGGGCUUAUGUCGGGACCCGUAUUGUCUGACUUACCACAAUGCACCCCACCUAGGAGGAAGUAACUGCUCCACCUGCGUCCACGAUCCCUCCAGCCUCAAGUCUGGUUACCCUAUGGUUUACCCCUCCCACCACCUCCAUUCCCUGCACCCCAGCUCCUUGUCUACCAACACCGCCCCCACCCUGUCCCACCCCCUCUACACCUACGGUUUCAUGCUCCCCAACGAACCGCAGCCUCACGCCUGUAACUGGGUGUCUGUCGGAGGUCCCUGUGACAAGCGGUUCGCCACGUCAGAGGAGCUACUAGCCCACUUACGUACCCACACAGCCCUGCAUGGGAUGGUGGACAGCAAGCUGUUGUCGGCCUACCCCUCAUCGGUUUCAUCGACAGCCUCUUGUCACCUCCACCUGCCUCCACACAGCAGCGCGGGUACCCUGCCCAGCUCCUUCUCCCUCAGAGGCUCUCCUGGUUUGAGCCUGGCUCGCUACCACCCCUACAGCAAAUCCCACCUGCAAGGAGCACCAGGAUUUCCUAUGACCAACCUCCCCUCCUCGGCUUAUUACUCCCCCUAUGCACUCUACAGUCAGAGACUGGGCUCGGCCUCAGCCCUUGGAUACCAGUGAUAUCAGAAAUAGUGUUGGCGCUCCCACAGACUGCAGGCACCAGCUUGGACUCUCCAGAGCAUCCCCGAAGAUGGAUUCCUGACAUCGGGGUCAUCACCAAUACAGGGCAUCAUGCCUGAUGGCCUGCCUGCCAGGAAUAACACCUGUUAGCCCUAGGAUUGUGACUGGCGCUCUGAAGGCACAAGACCCCGUGAUGGAUUGUCUGUAGAACCAACAGUGAUGGCAGAGCUUGAAAAUAAUGGAAUUGUGGGAUUAUUACAACAGUCUUGAUUUUGGUUUUUAUUUAGUUUUUCUCUAAAUCUGUCUCCCAGAACUGAAAGUCUGUAUUUAUUUUUCACUCAAGCGCUUGGUAUUCAACUCUGAGGGGGGGGGGGUUUGCUGUCCGAAUAAAUUGUUCUGAAAUAUUCUAACUGAAAGAGAAUGAUAUAAGUAUAGUACCAUUCUGCCUAUCAUACACUCUAAAAAUAAAAACCUUGCACCACGAUGAAGAUGGACUGUGAAGCUUUAUUCUGGGGACCUCUUUUCAUCUUCUAUCCUCUCUUGUGUUGGUAUUUUUUUCUGCAUCUUAUUCAGACUCUGGAGAAUUUGCAUGUCCAUGAGAAUUUACCGUAUUUGUAAAUAUGCAAAGAUGUAAUAUUUUUUCAAGCUUACUUGGCAGCAAGUUGGGGUCACAGACGCAAAUGGUACAAAGAUUAGAAAAGAUGAUGGUGGCUGUGCUAUCCAACCAACAGGAAAAGGUCUUAUUUUGUUAAAUAAAUGAUACAUGAUUGCA